AUGACCUCCCCAACCAUUUCUUCACAUUCUUCCCUUGCGGCUUCGUACCAGUUUGUUUCCGAUCACAACAUUCCAUCACUCCUUUUUCAAAUGAAAACUCUUCCGCACAACCACAAAUACUAUUCAAAUAUUAAUUUAUUGCAAUCACCAUUAUCAUUCAAUCACCAAAGUCCUAAUCAAACAAUACCUCCUCCUCAUCAUGACGAGGAUCAUGACCAUUUAGAAGCAUCAUCUCAUCAUGAUCCACACUCCUCCUCUCCACUGCCUUCUCAUUCUUACUCAUCGUCCUACUCCUCAUUUGAUUUCUAUCCAAAUCAAGUCAAUCCCUUAGAGCUACUAAAAACACAUCCUUCACUCAUUUACAGAUUGCAUUUAGCUAAAGUGAUUGAUGAUCCACAUUUGGGACAUUCCGGUUGUGUCAAUUCCGUGGCAUGGAUACCUCCAGAGGAUUAUUUUCAUUCGGCAUCAUUGGGAGCCUCUCAUUAUUUGGGUAAUGAGGAUACUGGAAAUCUUGAUUCUCUUCUCAUCUCUGGCAGUGAUGAUUGUUGUAUCAAAAUUUGGAAUUCUCAUUCUUCAGAAUGCAAAUGGAAUAUUUCAACUCCGCAUACAGGAAACAUUUUCUGUGUGAAAUUCUUUCCUCAUUGUAAUUUAGAUCGAAUCAUAUCUAGUGCUGCAGACUCAAAGAUUUGUAUCUAUGAACAAGGUAAACAUAUAAGAACCAUCAAGGAGCAUACAGGAAUGGUUCAUAGAGUUUGUAUUGAGAAUUCUUCACCAAACGUGUUCAUCAGCAUUUCUCAAGAUGGUUAUGUCAAAUUAUUUGAUUUGAGACAACCAAAUCAUGAGCAUGUCAAUUUGUUGCAUUUACAAAGUGGUGGCACUGGAGGUGGUAGUCGUCUUGUAAGAUUCAGUGGCUCCUCGGCAACAUCCAUCGAUAUUAAUAGUAUUGACAUGAAUCCACGAAAUUGCAACGAAAUUAUUUUGGGUUGUGACGAUCCGUUUGUAAGAUUAUUCGAUCGUAGAAAAAUCGUGAGCUCCUCCUCUUCGAAUAGCAGAAGAGAUCAAGUGAUUGAUGCAUCAACAGUUCAAAAGUAUUGUCCUUCUGGAUUAUUACCGAGCGAUGAGUCCACUCGUCGACCACAUCCCAUACCUCUCCACGUCACUGGUGUUCGAUUCAAUAAGUAUGGCGAUGAAAUUGUUGCGACCUACAGCGGUGAUCAUAUCUAUUUAUUUGAUAAGAGUGUCACUAGCAGUACCAUUGCUGCUGAUGCCAAAAUGUCCUAUAUAGGUCACUGCAAUGUUAGAACUGUCAAAGAAGUGAAUUUCUUUGGUGAAUGUUCAGAAUAUAUCCUGUCAGGCAGUGAUUGUGGAAAUGUGUUUGUGUGGGACAAAAAAACAGGAUGUAUCAUUAAUGUCAUUAAGGGAGAUGAUCAUGUUGUGAAUUGUUUGGCUCCUCAUCCAAUCUAUCCAGGAGUAUUGGCAACGAGUGGUAUCGAACACAACAUCAAGCUAUUCGAGUUGGGAGUAUUGGACUAUUUUGAUGAUAAUCCUGAAACCAGUUGCUAUGAGAAGAAUAUGGCCUACCGAGAUGCCAAUAAGGUUUCUCUGGAAAGUCCCACCAUGGCAGACGAUGAAGAACAUCACCAUGCCAUGAGCACUAGUAGUAGUUCUUCUUCCACUCGUCAAGAAGAACGUUCCAAGCAUGAUCGUGUCUCACGUCUCAUCAGUGAAAAUGAAAGAAAAACAAGAGAAGGACACUCGAGUUUGAUUUUACCUGCAAGUAUGGUAUUUAAUUUGAUGCAAUUAUUGGCGUCACAAUCGGAUGAAGAUGAGGAGGAAAACAAUGCCACAGGAGGUACCUCGACCACAAACAACACUCAACAACAACAGCAGAGGAGAAGAAGACGAGCGCAAGAAAUUUUCCAAUUACUAGAAGAGUUGGGAGGUCGUGCUUCGAGUGAGGAUGAAGAAGAAGAAGAGAAUCAAGAAGAAGAGGAACCUCAUGUGACUACCCGUAGUUGUAGAACCAUGUAA
This is a messenger RNA of Naegleria fowleri, 2031 nucleotides long. RefSeq lists its product as uncharacterized. The coding region runs from base 1 to 2031 and encodes 676 amino acids. Lineage: Eukaryota; Heterolobosea; Eutetramitea; Acrasida; Naegleriidae. Gene Ontology annotation, cellular component: cytoplasm; Cul4-RING E3 ubiquitin ligase complex. The record is from RefSeq and is a predicted model, not a curated record. Gene Ontology annotation, biological process: negative regulation of fatty acid biosynthetic process. The transcript has a single exon. Gene Ontology annotation, molecular function: protein binding.